This is a messenger RNA of Pelagomonas calceolata, 10232 nucleotides long. Lineage: Eukaryota; Pelagophyceae; Pelagomonadales; Pelagomonadaceae. The record is from the annotation of a GenBank genome assembly.
CUCGGCUCGGAGCAAGCGGAGCAAGCCGAGCAGUCUGGGUGCGUUCCAAGGGCGGUACUCCCGCUUACCACCCCGAGACCGGGGCAGCCGAAGUCUCAGCACAAACUGAAGAAAGAGGGGGCAAGCCAGCACCGCAGCACGAUCGAUGGGGCGGCUGCUACGAUGGCUGCCGGUGGCGGUCGCCCGGGCGGUGCUGCCCGAGCCGCCCUUCGAGUGCGACAACGCGCGGUGCCGCGUGCGGUCACGGGGCACGAUUUAUGCAGCCGAGCGCGUGUGCGCGCCGGGCAACUACACCUGCGCGAGCUGCUGCGACCCUGGUCCAGACUGCCGCUGCGGCGCCGACUCCUUCGAGCACGCGACGGCGCCGACCACGAAUGCCACGGCAGUGCGCCUGCACCUCCGGGCGGCCUUCCCCGACCGCGCGGCGCACCUCGCCGCCCUGAGCGACGCGCGCGCGGUCGAGGCCUUCAAGGGCCUCGCAUGUCGUCCGAGUCUUCGAGGUCCCUUCCACGCCGGUGACGCGCGGCCGAAACUCACUCGUCGGUGUCCACACAGGCCUGGCGCACGCCCCGGUGCCCCGCGGGCUACUACGAGUGCGCGGGCUGCUGCGACCGCGACGCGGACUGCGCCUGCGACGGCGCGUGCGACCUGGGCGUCGACGCGGACUGCGCGCUCGCCUACGGCGCCGGCGGCGCCAAGCCCGACGGGUGGUGCCCCGUGGGCUACAGCGACUGCAGCAGCAGAGGCGGCGGCGAUAACGACAGAGGCGGCUUCAAUAGCGACUGCUGCAGCUGGGGCGCGCCGCCGCCCGACUGGGCCUGGGCCAGUGUUGGCACUAUUGGCUUCAACCCCCACGACUACGGCGCGUGCUCGGGAAAUGCCGGCGUCGGCGUGCCCGCGCCCCCACAGGACUUUCCUGAAGCAACGUGGCAAAACAGAAAGGAAAAGGAACGGGCACAUAGAGAAUUCACGAGCAGGUGGCUGAGCAGGUGCCUGCGCGCCGCGGGCGCCGUAAGCCGCGAGUGGUGCGGCGCCGGGCCGCGGGAACUCGGCGGCUGGGACGAGUUCCUGCCGGACUUUGAGUGCAGCGUGCGCAAGGCCGCGAGUGGAGCGGGCGCGGGCGCCUGCUGCGCAGGGCCGAACGAGACCGCCGCGUGCGCGGACGGCUACGCGGUCGUCGCGGGCAACGCGCCCUGCGUGUUCACGUGCUGCCGCGACGCGACGAACGUCACGGCCGCGGACGUGGACGCCGAAGGCUUCUGCUGGGCGCUGUGUGGAAAUCAACCAGUGCGUCGGGUGUACCGACAAUUCUUCACCAAGUCAUUUCUUGGCGAUGACGCGGCCGUCCUGGCUCCGUCGAGCGGCGAGGGACCGGCAUCGCCACGCCAUCGAGCAGACGUCGCAUCGAUGGCGUGGAGGUCGACGCGGCGAUUCAGCGCGAACGCGCCGUAAAAUUUUGAUUUCCACACAGGCUGGGAGGCCCACGCGAACGCGGGGCGGCGCCCGCUGGAGUGGCGUGACUGCUGCGAGAUGGCACCCUCGAGGCCGCGGGCUGAAAGAGACUGGGGGGCCCGACCGGCCUGCGCCGGCGGGAGGAACCGGACGACGGCCUACCUUCCUCUUCAGAUUGCACACAAGAGGGAGAAGUCGCGGGCGAAGAGAGAGAGAAAGAGAGAGAGGACGUCCACCGUGGCCGAGGACCUCGAGGACUGGUUCAGCGCGGAAUCCUGCUGCGCGAGGGCGGACGCGCCGGCGGCGUGCUUUGCGCCGGAUCCCCGCGCCGACUGCGACCGGGCCGCGUGCCGCAAUUUCAAGCCCGGCCGGCUUGAGCGGAACCGAGAGAAGUUCGAAAUCACCGUUAAUUCGGUGUUUCGAGCCUGGAGUGGUCUAAUCGGUGACUAUUGGCCAGGCGACAGUUGGAUCGAGGUCGGUGGCGAGGAGGACGACUGCCGCGGCAAGUACGUGUAUCAUACUUACAUAGACGAUAAUGGUAAAGAAAGAGCCGUACCCGCGGGAACGUCGCCGCCCGAGGCCCGCUACUGCGCCGACGACCGCACGCCGGCGGGCGUCGACGUCGUCCCCGGCGUCGGCACCUGCUGCCGGAACGCGUCCGGCGACGCGUCGUGCGUCGCCAAGACGGCCGCGUGCUUCCACGGCAGCGGCCCCCGACGCUGCGACGUCCUCCUCAAAUACUUCGGCAGCUUCGACCGCCGCACCUGGGAAGAGAGAAACUACUGGGACACCAGCUCGUGGAACGAAAGGUCAUCUCCGAGCGUCUUCGCCGCCGACGGGGAACUCGUCCGCGCCCGCCCCUGCGACUUUAGGGGAGAGCCCUACGCCUGCGACGACCUGCGGUGCGACCCGGCGUCCGGCGCGCUCUACUACGUCCGCGAGGACUCGUGGCGCUGGUGGGACCUCAUCCCGCGGCUCUGGGCGGCGCUCGGCGACGAGGUCGCCUGCACGCGCAACUGGUGGCGCCCCGACCUCCGUCAUACAAAGCCGUGGCCGGCCUCGGCGCGGAACCGGCGCCGGGGCGAGCGCCAGCGCAUCAAGGCCUGCGGCGUGGUCACCGAGGACGGCGACUUCUUCCACGCGCAGCUCCGCGCGUGGAAGCGCUGGGACGAGGCGUGGCUGUACAAGACCGACUACAACACCCGCGGGAGGACCGAGUGGGACCACCCGUGGGAGAACUUCUGGGCCUCGACGCGCGCGCCGCGCAAAUUCGCCGGGCUCGACGCCGCGCCGGCGGCCGCGUCGGCGGACGCGUGCGCGCGGGCCGCGGCGCGCGAGUUCCACCGCGGCUGCCGCGACGUCUGCGGCAAGACCUGCGCGGAGCUGGGCCACGACCCCGCGACGUUCGCGCGGCUCCGGCGGGCGGUGAAGGCGUGGCCCGCGCGGGGCGGCGGCGACGAGAUCCCGGACGUCUGCGGCUUCGCCCCGGCGACCGGCGUCCACCUCUUCCGCCCCAUCUGGGUCACGUGGGGCCAGGGCCUGACCUUCGUGGCCCUCGUCGGCAUCUGGGUCCUUGGCAUCGUCCUCGCGUGCUGCGUCUCGCAGCCGUCGUGCCGCGGCUACGCGCGGCUGCAGCGGUGCCGGAACUGGGUCGUCGCGAAGGCAAAGGACGGGGCCGUUUCCCGCUGGUGCGUCUUCGUCUGCUGCGGCGGCUGGGUCUUCGAGCUGGUCACGCGCCCUAUCGCGCUGCUUUUCGCGGGCCUGGAGUUCUGUCGGCUGCUGCUCCGUCAGCCGGGCGAGGCGCGCGCGCGCUACGAGAAGUUCCGCGAGGAGGCGCGCGCGCGCUACGAGAAGUUCCGCGAGCGGCGCCCCUGGUUCAGGCGCUACGUCGUGCCGUGCCUGGAGAAGCUCUCGGCCGGCGUCGCAUCGCUUUUCAGACGCCACGUCGCGCCGUGCCUGGAUAAGCUCUCGGCCGGCGUCGCGUCGCUCAGGAAGAAGCGGGCCGUCGCCGCGCUUCUGGCAAAGCUGUCCGUCGCCGCGCCGCUCGCGUGGAAGGGACUGAAGAAGGUGACGGCCCGCCUCGGCCGCUGCCUCGGCCGCUGCCUCUACUAUUGCUGCUGCUGCUACGUCUGGCGUCGCCUCUGCUGCUGCGCGCGCGCCUGCAGCUUCUGCCUGGUCAAGCGGCCGCCCGCGGCCGUCUACACCGCGGAGGACGGGACGGAGCAGACGGUCCCCUGGGUCGUGGCGCCGGGCCCGCCGGGCACGAUCGUGGCCCGCCCGGACGGCGUCAAGGUACGCGUGCCGCCGGGCGUCCGGCGGGGCCAGCUCUUCUCGCUCGCGGAGGCGGUGCCCGUGGACGGCGGCGGCGUCGCGCCGAAGCACGCCGCCGAGCCGCCGUCGCUCAUGGAACGCACCGCGCUCCUCGCGCGCAAGGCGUGGACGGUGAAGAAGCGCACGCUCGGCGCGCUGGUCAAGCAGGUCAGCGUGCCGCUCCUCGGCGUCGGCAUCCUUUGGCUCCUGUACGACAUCAAGGAAAGAAAUAAAAAGAAGCAGAGCACCGUCGCGAGCGCGACGGGCGCGCCGACGCCCGUCGGCGGCGGAGCGGCCAGCCGCGAGCGGACGACCUCCGACACGAACCACGGCGACCUCGAGCUCUUCGUGUUCCAGUAUCUCUUCGUGCCCUGGGUCCAGGAGGUCGCCUCGGCGCUGGUGGGGGACGUCGCCGCGGGCACGCGCGAGGCGACGCGCGCGGCGGGCGGCGCCGACGCGGCCUACUGGCUCGCAUCGCUUUUGAUCGAGGGCGUCGCCAUCGGUGGAGGCGUCUCCGUCGCGAUCGCCGCGUUCGCCGCGCCGGGCCUCUUCCGGCGCGCCGGCAAGAGUUUCGAGGUCGCCGCGUUCUUCGAGCUCUUCGCCCUCCACUGGCUCUUUCUGCUGGCGCUCACCCUCCAGACCUUCGUGGUGGUCACGUGCCUCCUUCGGUCGCAAAUCGCCGCGGCGGGGCUCCCGCCCCUGUUGCACGCGACCCUGCACGGGCUCUACUUUGCUUGGAACCCGCUCCGGAGGUGGGCUUGGCGCGGGAUCCAGGAGGAAGGAACGAACUGGCGCUUGUGGGCGCGGCCGCGCGCCCACUUCGCCAGCGCGGCUUUCCUGCCGCAGUUUGCCUACGAUUUGUUGGUGGACUCGUUCAGCCCGACGGGAAAGCGAGCGGGCUGGCGGUGCCGGCUCGUCGCCGACGGCUUUGUGGGGGAGCGCUACCCGUGCAGGGCGUGCUGGAAAGAGUGCUGGGACGAGGCCCCAGGGCCGCGGCUCGAGGCCUUCGAGCAGUAUCUGGCCAGCCAGUCGCUGAUGCCGGCGCGCUGCGCCGAGGAGCAUCUCAAGUGCGAGGACGUCUGGCCCUUCUGGUACGAGAAGACUGAGGAUCGGGGCUGGCGGCCCGAGUCCUCGUGGACGGCCGGCGUCUACUGCAUGCUGAUGGUGUCCGUGGCGCUGUGGGCGGCGGUCCUGUGGUACGUGAUCCAGGUCUCCACGUCGGCGGCGCGGGGCAAGGGCAAGGACCUGCUCUUUUGCAUUAGGAAGGCGUACUGGCGACCGCCGCCGCCGGACGAGGUCGAAGAGAAGGCGCCGCUCGUGGACCACGAAGAGUGGUUCGAGCAUGAUAAAGACAGCGACGCGCCGGUCCAGGUAAGAGGCCUCCGGAAGGUCUUCGGGAAGAAGGUCGCCGUCUCGGACGCGACGUUCGCGAUCCGCGACUCGGAGAUCUUCUGCCUGCUGGGUCACAACGGAGCGGGCAAGACGACCACCAUGUCGAUGAUGACUGGAGCGAUGGCGCCCGACGGCGGCAGCGCAAGUUUCUUCGGGAUCCGCACGCUCGGCCCCUUAGCCGACGCGGAUGGUUUGGAUAGGCUCCGCCAGCUCCUCGGCUUCUGCCCGCAGCACGACGCGCUCUUCGCCCACCUCACGCUCCGGGAGCACCUCAUUUUCUACUCGCGGCUCAAGGGCGUCGAGGAGGCUAGAGCGGAGCACGAGGCGACGGGCCUGCUGGAGCUCUUCCGCCUCACGGAAAUGGCCGAGGGGUUUCCGCUCAAGCUCUCGGGCGGCCAGAAGCGCAAGGUCAUGAUGGCCGCGGCGCUGACCGGCGGGUCCAGGCUCGUGGUCCUCGACGAGCCGACGGCGGGAAUGGACCCCGUGGCGCGGCGCGAGGUCUGGACCCUGCUGCGCGACGUCCGCGUCGACCGGUCGGUGCUCCUCACGACGCACCACAUGGAGGAAGCCGAGGCGUUGGCGGACCGGGUGGCGAUCAUGGCGGCCGGGAGCGUGAAGUGCUGCGGCACUCUAGCUUUCCUGAAGCGGCACUUCGGCGGGGCCGACGACGCGGCCGCGGCGGAACGCAGAGCGAAGCGGGAGGCGGAGGCCGCCGCCAAAAUAGCGGAGGCGGAGGCUGCCGGCGACAUGCGGGCCGCCGAAACGAUAGCCGAGGCGCUCGCCGAAGCCGAGCGAGCGGACGCCGCGGCCGCGCCGGCCGUCGACCUCGGCGGCGGCCUCCACGUGGCGGUGACGACGGCCGCCGCGGCGCGCGAUGAACUUAAAGCGGUCUUUGCGCAGCACGUGCCCGAAGCCGAGCUCGCGGCGGCCUCGAAGCUCGCGGAGGACCUCCGCCGGGCGACCGAAACGGACGCCGCGAACCCGCUCCUCGGGUCGACGCCGAAGGGCUUCUCGUCGUCGUUUCGGAGCCCCCUCCUGAACGCGACCCGGGGCGCGAGCUUCUCCGCGUCGCGGAACUGGGCGGACGCCGAGGCCCCCCUCCUCGAGGACGCCGCCGACGACGCGACGACGACGUACACGGUGCCCGCGGCGGUCGGCCGCGCGCGCAUGGUCGCGCUCUUCGAAGGCCUCGAGGAGAAGGCCGACGGUCUGGGCCUCGUCGACCUGUCGGUGACGGCGACGUCGCUCGAGGACGUGUUCAUAUCCGUCGGCGAAAAGGUCGAGGGCGCGGCGGCGCCCGUGGAGGCGGAGACGCUGCUCGGCGGGGCCUUGGUGCCGGCGAGGCCGGGCGAGCCGGUGCCGCCGUCGCGGCUCGUCGUGGCCGUGGCGCAGUUCCGGCUCCAGCAGAUAGCAAACGACCUCAGGUGGAUCCCAGACCUGGUCUUCGGCUGUCGCGUGCUGCCCGGCGGGCUCAGACAAGCGAUGGCGCGGGCGCGCGCGAGCAAAGACCACACGACCUUCACCGUGCCAACCCGUUUCGCCGUGCUCGCCGCGGCUUUGGUCUCAGGGUUUAUCGUUUGCUGUGGCGUGGCUGCGCGCAAGGACGGCUGGCCCGGUCUGGGUUGGGGGCUCGCGGCCGCCUUCACUACAGCAGCGGCCGUGCUUCUGUUGGCGGCGCUGGAGUGCGGCGUGCGAUACUACUAUUUCAAAUAUUCGGUGUCGGCGCCGGGCGCGGUCGCCGGCGGUGUCGUAGGCGCCGUCGCGGGUCUGAUAGUGUGGCGGCCUCUCGAGCACGCCGUGGCGGUGGGAUCGACGUCGCUGGUGGCCACGGCGAUCGCCCUAGGCCUCGAGGCCGGGCUCCGGCCGUAUUUUGGUGUUCCAACGUCGGUCUUUGGUGCGAUCGUGGGUAUGAUAGCGGGGCUGAGUGCGGGGUGGGGCGUGGGCUGGCAAGUGUGCAAGGCGGCGUUGCGGAGAUGUAAACCGCCGGGCUGCCGCGCGCGGGCGCGGACCGCCGGCGGCGUCGCCGGAUUCUUUUUUGGCCUCUUCGUGGAAGUUUUUCUCUCCGUCUUCGCCUCCGCGUUUUGUUCCGCCGGGAUACAUGGAACAACCCUGGUGCUCCUCCAAGUGGCGUCGGCGGCGAUGCCGCUGGUCGUGCGCGGAAACAUGGGCAGAAGGAAGAGGACGACAGGCUUCAAAAGUGGCUGGGCGGAGGGCUACAACGCCCUCGUCGUGGGGGUCCUGCUGGGCGGAUACGUCCUCGCCGCCGGAUUCAUCGUGGAGCCCUACGUCCGCGAGCGCGCCAGAGGUCUGCGGAAUCUGCUGGCGGUCUCGGGCCUCGACACCUUCACGUACUGGCUGGGAAACUGGCUCGGCGAUGCGCUGAUACUCGUGGGCGGUGCCGUCUGCGUCGUCUUCAUGUUAGCGGCGACGCGCAUGGCGUACCGCAAACGGUUGUGCAGCAGCGCGCCGACCUACGCGCAGCUCCACGCGGCCGCUCGGAAGGGGGAUCUCGACCUCGGGCCCUACGACGCGACCGUCGCGUCCAUGGCGAGCGCCUUCCACGACCGGUACCCGGGGGGCUUUGAAGAGGAAGAGGAGAGUAUGUGGAGCUCCGAGUCCUACGAUACCCUCAAGCAGUGGUACUGCGGCAGCGUCUGGGACCACAGCAUCGGGGCCGGGGCCUGGAAGAACGCGACGAAAUUCGUCGUGCGCCGCUGGAUGGAGCGCUGGCCGUGGCUGUGGAUUCUCCUGCCGCUCUGCAGCGCGGGGAUCGUGAGCUUCUCGCACUUCGCGACGACGACCUUCGACCAUCCGCUCGUGGCGGUCGGCGGCACGCCCUUUGUCGUCGGAAUCUACGGCUUCGCCGCGCCGGGGGCGCUGGCGGCGCUCUGGUGGGCGGCCGCGGUCCAGAAGAACCGCUGGCUCCUCCAGGACCUGAGCUGCAAAGCCGCGUGGCUCGCGUCGAUGGCGUCGCCGUUCGGCAACCUGGCGGUCCAGGUCUGCAAGGUGGCCUUCCACCCGCAGCUGAAGCGCAUGGGCUUCCUCGAGGCGUCGGGACCCGGACCUUUAUCGAGGCAGCCCGCGGACCCGCCCUUACCGAGCGGCUGGGCGGCCGCGCUCUUCGCCCUGUUCCACAUCGUGCUUUAUGAAGGAAUAGUCAUCUUUCAGGAUCGGCGGGCCCUGCGCCCGCUCGCCUGGGUCAAGACGCGGGUCUCCAAGGCGCGCGCGGCCGCGAUGCCCGACGACGUCGCCGCGGAGCGCGCGCGCGUCGCGGCGCUCACCGGCGCGGGCGACGCCGCGAGCGCAGGCGACGCCCUGUCGACGAACGAAGACGACUUCCAGAUUGUGGUAGACGAGCCGGAGGAGGAAGCGCCGCCGUCGCGGCCGCCGCGGACGAGGUUUUCCGCCGCCGUGCGCGACACCGUCGCCUUGCUGCGGAACGUGCCGCCGGGCGACGACCCGUACCCGCCGCCGCUCGUGCGCGACAUCAAGUCGGCGGACCGCGACGGCCUCGUCGUCUCGGAGCUGCGCAAGAUCUAUCCGCCGCGGUUCUUCGGCGGUGCGGCCGUCGAGUCCGUCCAGUGCGCGGCGUUCGGCGUCCCGACGGGCCAGGUCUUUGGUUUACUAGGCGCGAACGGCGCCGGAAAGACAACGACCGUCUCGAUGAUCUGCCGAUCCAUCGAGCCGACGUCUGGGGACGCCAAAGUCGGCGGGAGGAGCGUGCUGGCCGUCAAGAGCUGUGUGGAAAUCAACCAGUGAGUUAGGUUGACUUUCACGCCAUCGAGCAGACGCAGCUACGGAGAAAAUAUCGCGUCGAUGGCGUGGGGCGCCCGAAAUUUGAUUUCCACACAGGACUUCGAGUCGGCAGCUCAGGCGCUUGGGGUCGUCAACCAGAAGAACGUCCUCUGGAACCACCUGAGCUGUCGAGACCAUCUCUGUCUCUUCGCGCGGCUGCGGGGCGUCGACAUCGAAGGAGACGCGCGCGACGCCGCGGAGCAAGCGCUCGCCGUCGUCGGCCUGUCCGACCACGCCGACAAAGCGGCGGGCCGCCUGUCGGGGGGCAUGAAGCGCAAGCUGGCGGUCGCGGUGGCGCUGGUCGGCGGCCCCUCGGUGGUGUUGCUGGACGAGCCGUCGUCGGGCCUGGAUCCAGGAGCGCAAAGGAAUCUCUGGGACCUCAUCAAGGUGACGAUGAAGGGCCGCGCUGUCGUCCUGACGACGCACUCGAUGGGCGAGGCCGACCUCCUCUGCGACCGCAUCGGCAUCAUGGUCAAGGGCACCAUGCGCUGCAUCGGGACGCCGCAGGACCUCAAGGAGCGCUACGCGGCGGGCUACGAGAUCUCGUGCCGCCUGAAAACGCGGGACGACGAACACGUCGCGGACCUCGUGACGUUCGCGCGCGAGGCCUUUUCGUCGCCGGACGUCGACGUCGCCGCCGCGGACGCGGACGUCGCGACGCUCGAGCUCGUGGGCGUCGACCCGCGGCGGACGCCGGCGCUCGCGUUCCGCGCCUUCGACGACGACGCGUGCGCGCGGCUCGGCGUGAUCGACUUUUCGCUCGCGCGCGCGACGAUGGAGAAGGUGUUUUUGAGGAUCGUCGGGGGCGGCGACGGCCUGGCGCAGUCGCGCCUCGGCCGCGAGGUCGCCGCGAUGCUCCAGGCCGAGGCCGACGACGACGCGCAGAAGGAACUUGAUAAGGUGGUCUUCUCCGAGGCGACAUGCUGCGGCUGCACGCGCUUCGCGUGCUUCCCGCUGUGCCUCUGGAACUUCUGGUGGGUGUUUGUCUUGACCGGGUUGUUGUACGCGGGGAAGCGGGAGAACCCCAUCUACGAGUGCAUCGACGGGCCGCCGGGGAACAUGAGGGAAAAAAAAUUUGACCUCACGAAGUGCGGCAAGAAGGACUAUUGGCACAUGUUUUGGGUGAGCUUCUACUACGCCCCGGUGUCGCUCACCCUUCUUACAAGGUUUUUAUUUGCGCCCGUCGUCGCGCCCGGGUUCUGCCUCGCGAUGUUCUGCCUGCGGCCGCGGACGGGAUGGGCCGGUAGUAGUGCCGUCGCGCCCGGCUAAGAUUCUUCAUGUGA